Messenger RNA from Fragaria vesca subsp. vesca, 1019 nucleotides. RefSeq lists its product as uncharacterized. The coding region runs from base 318 to 938 and encodes 206 amino acids. NCBI's taxonomy places the organism in Eukaryota, Viridiplantae, Streptophyta, Magnoliopsida, Rosales, Rosaceae. The record is from RefSeq and is a predicted model, not a curated record. The transcript has a single exon.
CCUCCUCCUCCUCUCUCUCUCUCUCUCUCUCUCUCUCUCUCUCUCUCUCUCUCAAUAUGUUUCUUUAAUUUCAAUGAUGAGCCACAUCUAUCUCUCUCUUUAACGCGUACAAGUUAGAUGAUCGCAAUACGCACUCUCUAUCCUCCCCAAUCUCCAUAUAUAUAAAUAGCCACUUCAGCUGCCUCCUCUCUUCCAUCACCACUCGCCACCUGAAAAUCUAUCUCUCCAAUCCCAUACUAAUUGUCUUUCUCUCCAUCAGUAUACAUCUAGCUAGCAUUCGUCUUAAGCACAAGUUCAAAUCAAAGAUCCAAAAUCUGAUGAAAAUGCUGGCCACGAAGAAGUGUGAGGCUGAUCGUGUUGGUCAGAGAGCAUGGAAGCUGCUGCGUAUGGCAUUGCUAUGGGCGAGAAAGGGCGGCGUCUUCAAACAAAAGCGCCUCAUGAUGGAACUAAGGGUCGUCCCCAAGUUCCUUAAGAACCACCUUGGCACCAAUGCUUCAUCAACAAAGUCAAGACCACAAAUCCAUUACUUUGAGCGCGAGCUCUCCUUCGACAAGACCCCCCUUUUCAAUCUCAAAAUGCACCGUCCUCCAUCCAUGCGCUUCAACAUUCCUUGCCUAAACCCCCCACUGGUACUACAUGAUGACGACGACCAUCUCUUUCAUUAUGAUCAUUAUGGUGAUGAAGGAAGGAAGAGCUUCCUUACAAAUACUGAUAAUGCGGAUGAUAUUGAUAUCGAUGAUGAUGGUGAUGAUCUUGACCUUGGAAUAACAUUGUCAGACGACAAUGGUGCAGCUGCUUAUUCAUGUGCUAAUUAUGAGGACGAAGCAGUUGACAGAAAGGCUGAUGAGUUCAUCGCUAAAUUCUAUCAGCAAAUGAAGCUGCAAAGACAAAUUUCAAACUUACAGUACAAUGACAUGUUAAAUAGAGGCACAAACUAGACAACUUUUCGCGCAAUAUUUUCACUCUAUUUUCAUGUGUAUCAAUAUAUUUUGUAAGAGGACACUGGCGGCGCUUUUGUA